AUGAUUAGGACAGUUAAACCAAAAAAUGCUAGAGCCAAGAGAGCACUGAAAGAGAGAGAGCCUAAGUUGGUGGAAAAUGUCAAACAGGCGAUUUUCAUUCCAGGUCAGACAUCUAACAAGGCUUUGCAUGAUAUUAUGGUAGAUCUAAGUGCAAUGAAGAAGCCAGACAUCAAAAGAUUUGAGAGAAAGAACAACGUUCAUCCAUUUGAGGAUGCAUCUCCGCUGGAAUUUUUUAGCGAAAAGAACGAUUGUUCGCUGAUGGUUUUGUCUACCAGUUCGAAAAAACGUAAGAAUAACUUAACAUUCAUCCGUACGUUUGGUUACAGAAUAUAUGACAUUAUCGAGUUGCUCGUUGUUGAAAACUUCAAGCUUUUGUCAGAUUUCAAAAAAAAAACUUUCGCCCUUGGUGUCAAACCCAUGUUUUCAUUUCAAGGUAGUGCAUUUGAUACUCAUCCAGUUUACAAGCAUGUCAAGUCGCUUUUCCUAGAUUUUUUCAGAGGAAGUGUAACAGAUCUUCAAGAUGUUGCAGGACUCCAAUAUGUACUGUCCUUAACUGUGCAAGGUGAUUUUCAAGAUGGUGAGCCAUUACCAAACGUUUUAUUCAGAGUUUACAAAUUAAAGACUUACAGAAGUGAACAGGGUGGUCGUAAAUUGCCAAGAGUCGAAUUGGAAGAGACGGGCCCUCGUUUGGAUUUCAAAAUUGGCAGAAUUCAGUCAGCUUCUCCAGAAAUGGAGAAAGAAGCAUUGAAGAAGGCUAAAAAUCUGGAAUUCAAGACUGCAAAGAAUGUUGAGGUGGAUUCCAUGGGUGAUAAAUUCGGUACAAUUCACAUGGGUAAGCAGGAAUUGAAUAAACUACAAACAAGAAAACUAAAAGGUCUAAAAUCAAAAUUCGACCAAAUUACAGAUGAUGGUGCUGAAAUGGAAGAAUACAUGAAUGAUGAGGAGGAGGACAUAAAUCAAACUGGCGAGGAUGCAGCAGACGAUACCUAUGGUGAAGACUUUGUCACCGCUACUGACAUAGAAGUUGCAGAACCUCCUUCCAAGAGACAAAAAAAAUAG
Zygotorulaspora mrakii is the source of this 1059-nucleotide messenger RNA. It is a transcript of the gene RPF2, whose product is annotated as rRNA-binding ribosome biosynthesis protein RPF2. Gene Ontology annotation, cellular component: nucleolus. The coding region runs from base 1 to 1059 and encodes 352 amino acids. The record is from RefSeq and is a predicted model, not a curated record. The transcript has a single exon. Gene Ontology annotation, biological process: maturation of LSU-rRNA from tricistronic rRNA transcript (SSU-rRNA, 5.8S rRNA, LSU-rRNA); ribosomal large subunit assembly. NCBI's taxonomy places the organism in Eukaryota, Fungi, Ascomycota, Saccharomycetes, Saccharomycetales, Saccharomycetaceae. Gene Ontology annotation, molecular function: rRNA binding.